AUGGGUUUGUUCUUCUCCAAGAGAUAUGACCCCGUUCGCGACGUCGGUGAUUUGAGAGGCAAAGUGGUCGUGGUAACCGGAGGCAACUCCGGUAUUGGACUACAAACUGUGAAGUUCCUCGCAAGAGCAGGCGCCAAAGUCUACCUUGCCGCUCGAAAUGAGGCGAAAGCGGCGGCGGCCAUAGAACAAUUGAAGAAAGAAGGGUUAAGCUCGAAGGGCGGGGAAGUGAUCUGGCUGAAGCUGGACUUGACGGACCCUGCGCUGACGAAGGCCGCCGCGGAGGAGUUGCUGGCAAAGGAGAAGCGGUUGGAUAUUUUGAUCAACAACGCUGCCCUUAUAAUCCACCCCUACGUGCAAACGAAGGCCGGCUACCAGGAGAUUAUGAUGGCCAACCUCAUAGGACCGGUCAUCUUCACGCAGUGCCUCUUGCCGCUACUCAAGUCUACAGCACAAGAACCAGGCGCAGACGUCCGCAUUGUUCAGCUCUCCUCUGACGCUCAUCGCAUGGUCUACAACUGCAAAUACGCACCCGAAGACUUCAACGACGAAUUCAAGAGCUCCAUCCUGCCACAGAUGGCCCGCUACGGUUAUUCCAAGGUCGUGUUCUUGCAGUACACGGCCGAAUUGCAGAAACGGCUGACCGCCAAGGGCAUCCCCAUCAUAUGCCUGUCCGUACAUCCCGGGAUGGUUGAGACCCCGAACGUAAUGAAAGAUUGGGCGGAAUGGCACCUCGCCUGGGUUCCGAAGCUCUUCGGCACUUCUCCAGACACGGGAUGCCACACCAGCUUGUUUGCGGCCACUGCGCCCAUCGUACGUGCUGAGGCAGAGAAAUACAAGAAUUCCUACCUGACCCCGGUCGGAAAAAUUGUGGAGCCAAGCAACGAAGCGCGGAAGGAGGACGCCAGGAUUCAGGUAUGGAACAGUUUGCAGACUAUCUGCAAAGACCUUGGCGUUCCAGUGGCAGAUAUAUGA
Punctularia strigosozonata HHB-11173 SS5 is the source of this 972-nucleotide messenger RNA. Its product is annotated as NAD(P)-binding protein. The transcript is spliced from 9 exons. NCBI's taxonomy places the organism in Eukaryota, Fungi, Basidiomycota, Agaricomycetes, Corticiales, Punctulariaceae. The coding region runs from base 1 to 972 and encodes 323 amino acids. The record is from RefSeq and is a predicted model, not a curated record.